Molecule: messenger RNA, 1040 nt
Organism: Sodiomyces alkalinus F11
Lineage: Eukaryota; Fungi; Ascomycota; Sordariomycetes; Glomerellales; Plectosphaerellaceae
Product: thioesterase superfamily protein
Exons: 3
Coding region: 167-640 (157 amino acids)
Cellular component (GO): mitochondrion
Molecular function (GO): fatty acyl-CoA hydrolase activity
Source: RefSeq, a predicted model, not a curated record
CUUUGAUAUUCACCCUCAACGUGGUCGUAAGUCAAGAAUUUAGAGCUCACGAUAGACAAUAUCUCAUUACCUACCACCCUUCUCAUUGACAAAACAAAGACAAAGACAAAAACCAAAAGAAAAAGAAAAAGAAAAAGAGAAAUUGCUUCCUCCUCAGUCCUAGGUCAUGGCGCCCCAUCAAGAGCUCAAACAACGUCGUCGGGAAGACUACCGCUAUAUCUUGGAUUAUAGGACGCGAUGGGCCGACAACGAUAUGUAUCAGCACAUGAACAACUCCAUCUACAACUUCCUGUAUGACGCCGUGGUCAACGCCUACCUGAUCGAACACUGCAAACUCAAUCCUUCGUCGUCUCCGCAGCACGGUGUCGUCGUGCACUCUAAUAACGACUACUUCGCUUCCAUCUCUUUCCCGGCCGUUGCCGAGCUCGCCCUGCGUGUGAACAAGCUGGGGAAAACGAGCGUCACGUAUGAAGUGGCUCUAUUCGAAAAAGGUGUCCCUGAGGUCCGGUCCGUUGGCGAGUUCAUCCAGGUCUUCGUAGAUCGCCCUACGGGGAGGCCCGCUGCGUCUGGCAUGAGUGAUGAGAUGCGCAAGGGGUUAGAACGGAUCCUUGUAACCACUGAGCCCAAUAGCAAGCUAUGAAGCGUUCUCGCGAUUUCUUUCUUCUUUAUUGUUCCUAUUUUAUUAUUAUUUUUGGUCUCUUCAUUCGUUUCAUCUCGACUAUUCAUGAGAAAUUCAAACAUGGCCGAACAUCUCUUUACACCUCGCUUUACACUCGUAGACUGCCCUCUUCAACAACAUCGUCACCGGCCCCCUCGCUGUCGUCUAGCCGUUUCAGAGCCCGCUGACAUUCUAGAUCCCAUUGACUCAUUCCCACGAUCACCCAUUCCAAAGCCCCCACCAGAUACAGGGCGACACACUGUCCCACCCAGAGGCCUGCCAGCCCCCAGCCAUGGAAGGCGAGGUAGAUACCCGCGGGCAGGGCGCCGCCGUAGUAGCUCACCAAGUUCACCGUGGCGCCGACCCACUGCCGCCCCAUGCC